This is a messenger RNA of Arachis ipaensis, 1164 nucleotides long. The record is from RefSeq and is a predicted model, not a curated record. Lineage: Eukaryota; Viridiplantae; Streptophyta; Magnoliopsida; Fabales; Fabaceae.
AUGGUUCGGUUUAGGAAUACUUUAUUCUCUGACACUGACCUUAACCCAAAUUUGCCAAAUAGCUUUGUCUCUUUGUUGCAGGCAUUUGCCGAUGUCUUCCCUACUGACGUACCACGUGGUUUGCCUCAAUUACGUGGGAUUGAGCACCAAAUUUAUUUUAUUCCUGGUGCUAGUAUUCCUAAUAGACCAGCCUAUAGGAGUAAUCCUGAAGAGACAAAGGAACUUCAAAGGCAAGUAGAGGAGUUAUUAGCCAAAGGUCAUAUCCGGGAGAGUAUGAGUCCAUGUGCUGUACCAGUUUUGAAAGUUUUAUGGGGUAAAUUAGGCACAAAAUUAUUAUACUCUACUACUUGUCAUCCUCAAACUGAUGGUCAAACUGAAGUAGUAAAUAGAACAUUAGGGACCUUAUUACGUGCUGUUGUUGGUAAGAAUUUGAAAACUUGGGAAGAUUGUUUACCUUUUAUUGAGUUUGCUUAUAAUAGAACUACUCAUUCUUCUACUGGGUUUUCUCCUUUUGAACUUGUUUAUGGUUUUAAUCCUUUAACUGUUUUGGACUUAUUACCUUUGCCUUUGAGUGAUAUUGUUAGCUUGGAUGCAGAAGGUAAAGCUGAAAAGGUUAAAGCAAUGCACUUGAAAGCACGUGAAUCGCUUGAACAGAAAAAUAAGUUGAUAGCCCAACGGGUGAAUAAAGGUCGAAGACAACUUAUCUUUGAACCUGGUGACUGGGUAUGGGUUCAUUUGAGAAAAGAGAGAUUUCCUACUCAAAGAAAAUCCAAGUUAGACCCUAGGGAUUCGAGGACGAAUCUUUUUCAGGAGGGAGGGAAUGAUACGAGCCCUAUGGAACAAAUUGAGAACUGUCAUAUGCCAAUUGGUCCAAUUACAAGAGCAACAACUAAGAGAAUAAAAGAAGGUUUUGCAAACAUGGCUAAAUCAUGUGUUCAGGAGAUGCAUCAAGAAUUGGGCAAGACAAUGAUUAACGAUUAUCAAAAGCCACACGUCUUACUAUUUUACAAGAUGCAUUGAAGACUCUCAUUAGUCAAGAUGAAUUAAAAGAGACAUCACUUUCUUAGAAUUUAUUCUAUGUUUAUUUUAUUUUUGUUAUUUGUUUGUUUUAGGCCCAAUUAUGAUUUGGCCCAUAUUUUAUUCUAGUGAACUUAUGAGUUAGGG